GUCACUACAUAGUGCACAGAAAUACAGUAUGAAAUGACGUUUUUACACACUAUGAAGUGCACUAUAUGUCAAUUAGGGCGGUACUUUUGGGGUUCGGUUUCUUCAUCGGUCCAGCAGCUGCAAGUUUCGGUCUAGAAAGGAAAAAAUGGCUGGAUUUCCAGGAGUGUCUGCAUUAUGUGAGAAUCCAAACGAGGUGUUUCUGGAUGUGUCAAAACUGCUGUUGACUUACGCGGACAAUAUUCUCAGGAACCCGAAUGAAGAGAAGUACAGAUCCAUUCGUAUAGGAAACCCAACUUUCUCCACUAAACUUCUUCCUAUAAAAGGAGCAGUGGAGUGCCUGUUCGAAAUGGGCUUUGAGGAGGCUGAGACACACUUGGUGUUCCCAAGGACAGCGUCUGUAGAUCAGCUGAGACGAGUGCGAGAGAAGAUAGCUGCUGAGAGAGACCAGAGACUAGGAGCGGAACAGCGGGCAUCAUGUUCAAGCACUUCUACCUCCACUUCCUCACCUGCUCCGACUCCUACAGUGGCAUCAGAACCUCAGCGCCCCAUAGAACUGCCCCCGUCCGUGUUAGGUAGCAAGUCCUUCCUUGGGACGCUGCAAUCUAAUUUUCAGCAUGUGAUGGUGUACGAGAAUCCUGAACUUCAGCGGAAAGCAUUGAACUGUUUACCACAUGAGCGGCUCAGCUCCAGCGCUAAAGAACGACUGCACAAGGCCAGAGAAGCAGACCCGGAGUGUAGUCUUGCUGAGGAGGACAUGCUGGUGCUGGAGCUGUUACAGUGGUUUAAGCAGGAUUUCUUCACCUGGGUGGACAAGCUGCCGUGCAGCCGGUGCGGGGGUAGCACACACUCCUCCGGUUCCCUCCCACCCUCUACAGAUGACCUGCGCUGGGAUGCUGGCCGUGUAGAGAACCACUUCUGUGACGCCUGCAACCACACCACCAGGUUCCCAAGGUAUAAUAACCCAGAGAAACUGCUGGAGACCAGGAGGGGGCGCUGUGGGGAAUGGGCCAACUGCUUCACUCUGUGCUGCAGAGCGUUGGGGCUGGAGGCCAGGUACAUCUGGGACUCAACAGAUCACGUGUGGACGGAGGUGUACUCUCAGUCUCAGCGUCGCUGGCUGCACUGUGAUCCCUGUGAAAAUGCAUGCGAUAAACCUCUGCUCUACGAGAUGGGCUGGGGCAAGAAGCUUUCCUACAUCUUUGCUUUCUCGAAAGAUCAGGUGGUUGAUGUAACAUGGCGCUACUCCUGUAAGCAUCAGGAUGUUCUUUCCAGACGUACGAAGGUUCAGGAAACAUGGCUGCUACACACUAUCAAUGGACUUAAUGCUGUGAGGCAGCAGUCACUGAGCGCUGAGAGGAAGCGGGAGCUGCUGGAGAGGUUGUUAGUGGAGCUGGUGGAGUUUAUUUCUCCUAAGAGCCCAAAGCCAGGAGAGAUGGGAGGACGGAUAUCGGGUUCUCUUGCCUGGAGGGCUGCUCGUGGAGAGACUGGUGCUGCUGCUGCUUCCGAAGGGAAAGCCACAGAGUUUGUGUUUAUCCCCACUGAGUCAGAGAAGAAUGCAAAGAUGUUCCACCUACAAUAUAAUGUGGGGAAAGACUGUUACUGUAGAGUGCACAACAACCAAGAGAAGAUCCUGGGCUGGGAAAAGGGAGUGUGGAAGAACGAGUCUGUGUUCAGGAAAGAAGAACAAGACUGGCAGAUGGUGUACCUCGCUCGAACAGAGGGCUCUUCCUCAGGUAGGCUGUGUUGGAGGAUUGUGUGUGCUCCUGUGGGGAUGAAGAUUAAAUCAGUCUCAGUCAGAGCUGUCACUCAAACCUACCACUCUGGUGCUGUCCACUGGAGAUUACGCUCCUCGCAAUCCACCAUCGAGUUUCCUGGAGAUGGUAAAAUGCACUCACCGACAGGCCUCACAGGGUCUGCAGAAGUGGUGAUAGAAGCGGAGCUGAGUGGAGGGGACGGAGAGGCGGCGUGGCAACACGCCCAGCUGUUCAGACAGAGUUUGAAGGACACAGAGACGUCUUCGUUUGAGAUACUUGUGGAAAUGGAGGAUGCUUGAUAAGAGUGUAGUGGCCUUCUACCAAUUCUGUGGUUUGACAAGGGGAAAAAAAAAAAAAAAAAAGGUUCUGGGAAAGUCAGAGUUAAUGUGAGUAAAGACUUGAAGCACAGUCUCACUUUUCAAAUCAUGUUCUGUUCAUUAGAAAAGUCUGAAGGUAAUAUAAUGUCUAUAAGGGAUAGAAAGGUGCUCUAAGGGACUACAAGUGAUAUCUAUAUAUGAAUCUCAUGUAUAAUUCUAGUCAUUUUUUUUAUUGUUUCUCCAACGUUGUGUUUUAAUCAGGGAUGCAUCAGUACAACUUUUUGUAUUAUUGAUACAGAUUUGAGAGGUCCUGAUGGCAGUACUCUAUAUCACAUCAGUCCAUCCCUAAUUUUAAUCUUCUUUGGAGCAACUGGAUUUGUAACGAUUAUAGUUAUACCAAUUGAAACAUUGUUUAAAACUUUUACUUAUGUGUAUGAUGUAAAAUGUUUUAUAAUGAUCGUUUGGCAGCAAGGUGUAUAAUGAAUACCUCCAGUGUGUCAAACUUUUAUCGAUUAUUUUUGUAUCCGUUUUUAUUUGAGCCAGUGUGAAACUCGGACACUCAUAAGGCCAUGUAAGAAAAAAAAAAACAGACCUCAGCGUUUUUGUCUUUAUUUUUCUUUGUGGAAUGAUGUUUGUUUCAAUUUCUUUAUUAUUCAAUUGUUUUCAAUUACUUCAUUAAAUGAAUUGUUUGCAGUGUCAGAAA
Messenger RNA from Pangasianodon hypophthalmus (striped catfish), 2774 nucleotides. RefSeq names its product N-glycanase 1 (gene ngly1). Gene Ontology annotation, biological process: glycoprotein catabolic process; protein quality control for misfolded or incompletely synthesized proteins; protein deglycosylation. Bases 146 to 2053 code for a protein of 635 amino acids. NCBI's taxonomy places the organism in Eukaryota, Metazoa, Chordata, Actinopteri, Siluriformes, Pangasiidae. Gene Ontology annotation, cellular component: nucleus; cytoplasm; cytosol. The record is from RefSeq and is a predicted model, not a curated record. The transcript is spliced from 12 exons. Gene Ontology annotation, molecular function: peptide-N4-(N-acetyl-beta-glucosaminyl)asparagine amidase activity.